This is a messenger RNA of Cadophora gregata, 555 nucleotides long. RefSeq lists its product as uncharacterized. The transcript is spliced from 3 exons. The coding region runs from base 1 to 555 and encodes 184 amino acids. The record is from RefSeq and is a predicted model, not a curated record. NCBI's taxonomy places the organism in Eukaryota, Fungi, Ascomycota, Leotiomycetes, Helotiales, Ploettnerulaceae. Gene Ontology annotation, cellular component: membrane; endomembrane system.
AUGGAUUAUGUCGAGCAGAGAAUGGCUCAAGAAGCCGCAAAGCCAACACCCUCGCCAGAAGUCCAAACCCUCUUUACGCCGCUCAACCUAAUCCUCUUCUCCCUCCUCAUUCUAACACUCUAUUACCGGCUCCGACCCUCCCCACCAAUCACUCUCCCCACAGCCCCAGCACCAAUCGUCUUCCGGACCUUUACACCACCCACCCUCCUCCCGUACAACGGUCUCAACGACAUGCCCGUAUACCUCGCCGUCCGCGGCAAAGUCUUUGAUGUCACGUCCGGCCGCAAUUUUUAUGGUCCUGGCGGUCCGUACGCGAAUUUCGCUGGCAGAGAUGCAACGAGGGGCCUGGCGUGUGGGAGUUUUGAUGAGGACAUGUUGACGAAGGAUUUACAGGGGCCGUUAGAUGAUUUGAACGGGCUAGGGGAUGAGGAGAUGGAGGCGUUGAGAGGAUGGGAGGAGAGGUUUGAGGAGAAGUAUUUGGUGGUUGGGAGGCUCGUGAAGGUCGGUGAUGAGGGGAACCCCGUGAAGGAGGAGGGGAAGGUUGUUGAGGGUUGA